Molecule: messenger RNA, 1581 nt
Organism: Paecilomyces variotii
Lineage: Eukaryota; Fungi; Ascomycota; Eurotiomycetes; Eurotiales; Thermoascaceae
Product: peroxisomal membrane protein pex16
Exons: 5
Coding region: 324-1472 (382 amino acids)
Biological process (GO): peroxisome organization
Cellular component (GO): peroxisomal membrane
Source: RefSeq, a predicted model, not a curated record
GUAAGCCGAAUCUCAAGAUCUGAACUCUAUCGCGACCUUUGCUACAGAUGUCAUCAAAGGCCAGUUAAUGGAUACGAGAACUGCCUUAAUAUUUAGUUACUCUACUUAAGUUGGUCCUGCCUCGGCAGCGAAGGCUUGGCGAACGCUGGACACGUGCCCCAUCGCAGCUAACCGUCAUCGUCCGCCCUGGCAUCAUCUCCUUCAAACAGGGUUCCCCUUAUAUCACGACACUUAUAACUUCUAUCCAUUUUAUCGUGUUAAUAAGUCCAAGGGGGAACUGUCUGUGAGGUCCGCUUGACGCUGGACCCCCAUAUCGAGUCAAUAUGGAAUCCAAACGCACCCGCUACGUCGCGAAGACGUUAUCUGAGCCUUCUAAACUGCUGUCGCUUUAUGAGGAUUUUAUCACUAAAAAUGCCAGUUCUGUCGGGCAGAUAGAGUCUGCGCUCAGAUCGCUGACGUAUAUAAUACCUGGUCGAUAUCGGGAAUCCGAGGUACUCUCGGAAUCUGUACACUCUGGCGUACAACUGCUCUCUUUAUAUCAUGAUUCCCUUGUUUCUCGGGUUAUCGCCCGGCUUCCUCCAACCGCCGCUCGUCCACCUCCGACUCCACAUGCCCGGUACACGAAGUACUGGACGUCGCAGUCGCCCUUGUAUCGCAAGGCGGCGCUCACACUCCAGAUGAUUCAGUACACCGAAUUGCUCUGGGAGAUGAUUGCGCGCCGCCGUGGGGAGAAGGUUCGAUGGCACGUUGUCGUAUUCAUUGAAACAAUCAAAGCAAUAUGUCGCCUGUUCUUGCUUCGAUUGACCAACUCGAGACCCCUAGUUAGCCCUCCGUUACCGGAACGUGAGCUAGACCUCAUGACCGCUAACGAAGAACGGGAGGAUAACGAGUACAAUGAUGUGCAAUCACCAGCCAGUGCAGGAUCAUCUGAUUUGAGUUGGACGAUGCCCCGGACGCGUUUGUCACUUCCUAGUCUACCAGAUGUGAAUGACGUGUCGAAUUUCCUCAUUUCCAAGGUUCUUACGGCAGACGACGUUAAGCCAGCUAAAUCUCUCUUGCACCGCGUCAACGGCCAGGGUCAAUUGGCCGAGGUCCUGUACAUCCUUAGGCCUGUCGUUUACGCCCUGGCACUUCGCAAAUGGGGCCAGGACAAGCGUAGCUGGAGACCUUGGCUAAUUGGAUUCGGUAUGGAAUAUGGAUGUCGGCAGCUUGCGAAGAAGGAUUUCCGGGAACGCAUCGCCGGGGGUCUGCGGGGAUUAACGGGAUUGGAACGAGAGGAACUCAAGAAGAGAGGCUGGGCUAUGGGUUGGUGGAUGAUGAGAGGUGCUUUCUACGAGUCCUUCACGAAGCCGUCACUGAAAAAUGUGACCGAAAAGACGAAGGGUGUGCCCUUGCUAGACCUCGUUGGCGGCAUCCUCGAAGACUACCAGUAUCUCUGGGAUAAUUACUAUUUUUCGACUGCAACCUUGUAGCAGAUUGGUUUUGUUCUCCUUCUUUUCAGCACAUUCGACAGGUGGCGAUACCCGAUGAGAUUAAUACGGAUAAUUGAAUAUCACAUAUAUGUCAUGAUAAUCGACGAUG